Cyprinodon variegatus (sheepshead minnow) is the source of this 629-nucleotide messenger RNA. RefSeq names its product insulin (gene ins). Gene Ontology annotation, cellular component: extracellular region. Gene Ontology annotation, molecular function: hormone activity. The record is from RefSeq and is a predicted model, not a curated record. Bases 85 to 438 code for a protein of 117 amino acids. NCBI's taxonomy places the organism in Eukaryota, Metazoa, Chordata, Actinopteri, Cyprinodontiformes, Cyprinodontidae. The transcript has 3 exons.
ACCAACCAGCUCUCAGCUGCCUCUGCUCUUCAUCCUCAUUAGAGUGUCACCUCCUCCUCAGACUCCCGACAAUUCUCCUUCGGCAUGGCGGCACUGUGGCUCCAGUCCUUCUCCCUGCUGGUCUUACUGGUUGUAUCUUGGCCGGGGUCCCAGGCUUUUUCUGCUCCACAGCACCUGUGCGGCUCUCACCUGGUUGAUGCUCUCUACCUGGUAUGUGGGGAGAGGGGCUUCUACUACCGCCCCAAUAGAGAUGUGGACCAUAUUCUGGGCAUAUUCCCUUCAAAGACAGACACAGGGUCGGCUCAUGCGGGUGAAAAUGAGGUGCCUGAGCUGUCCUUUGAGGAUCAGAUGCAGAUGAUGGUUAAGAGAGGCAUUGUCGAGCAGUGCUGCCACAACCCCUGCAACAUCGCUGUACUGCAGGAAUACUGCCACCCGUAACCAAGCACACCUAAGAUUUUUGGCUAACUUAAAGCAACCCCCGCAAACCACCUUCACCCUAGCCUCUGCAGAGCAGCAGUGCGGAUCUCUUUCAGAGAACCAGCUGCAGUCAAUGACGUGCUGAGAAAUGGAUUAUUUUUGCAAAAAAAAAAAUUAAAGUUUUAUGAAUUGAGACAUCUGGAUUUUUUAAU